AUGGUCCAUUUACCACAGGAAAUACUCGACAAUGUCUUCCUCAACCUCUGGAAUACGGAGCAACCCACGACUGAGCGAUUUCACAACGUUCCGAAAAUCUCUAUUCGUACAAUUCUCAAUUGCCGGCUCGUCGCACGCCGUUGGUUCGAUUCGAAAGCUUUGACUAGCGUCUUUGUCGGUGUGCUUUCCCUGACACCUUUCGUGUGGUACAACCAUCGCCUCCCAGCACUUGAAGAGAUAAGCGAAAUCCCGAAGUACUCUUGCUAUUUCAGUGGGGCGAUCACAAUCUGCGGUAUGGACCUGGGUCUCGUGACUCUUAAAGACCAUGACCGCUGGGGUCCUGGUCGCGAUGAGCUCGACAAGGAGAACUCUGUCACACAUUAUCUUGUGCACCUGCUACGUCGGUUUAGCUGGAUAGAGCACUUUCGAUACUAUCCAAUCCACCCAAACUGCCUCGAUGGCACCUGGCCCAAUUGGGAGGUAACAGACUCAGACCGCACAUCGCUUGAGACGUGCUUCCAAGGAGGACCAGACCGCUCCAGAUACGGUUACCCAGCACUCGAUGAAGGCGAAUACUCUUGGCAAGGUGUCCAGAAGGAGAGCCAGUGGAUUUUUCCCAAGAUCAUGGAAGCGUUCGAGGAGUCCCACGUCUGGUUAAGUACUCUCGAGAGUCCACUGCUUGGUAAUAGGGCGUCGCACUGCGCAAUCACAUUUGGUACUGCCCUUCCUGAAACUGAGGAAAAUCUAUAUUUCGGGCGCGAUCUGUUCAGGUGGUUCCCCAGAGGUUUAAAGCGUGUCGCUAUCACUAUCACCCAGCACAUCAGAAGGCCCCUGUUGAUAUCCGACGGUCUAGAAGAGCUGAAAAACCUUGAGUACCUGGAUAUCACGCUAUCAAGGAGUCCACCGCAUUGUAGCCGAUGGGGCGGGCCUUUCGAUGAACCGUUCCGUCUAAGCUACUCCUUCCUCUCAAAUAUGUCAUACCAACUAGAGAAGCUGAAAGAGUUCCGCCUGAUGGCAGACCAGCAGCAUUUGUUCGAUGAGCACGACAUUAUUCAUUCCAUGAAAAUCUUUCCGAAUGUUAAGAAGCUUGCAUUCGCACAUAUUCUACUGGAUGAACCUGGAAAUUGGAGCAGUCUGCUACAGCGGCUAGCGACCCUCAAUCUCGAAGAAUUACGGUUGCUUGACCCUCGAAAUCUAAAUACCGACUACCGCAUGUUCAAGUACGUCGAGGACGAUCAUCUGUUGUUGGCAGCGCAAAAGGUUCGCCUGAUCGAUACAAACUCAUUGUGGACUGCCGAGACUCAUCCUGGGCUGAGCAGAACUUUCGAGUAUCCUGGCUUUGCUAUCUUCGAAAAGGGCGAAGAUGAUUGUUGA
Messenger RNA from Alternaria hordeiaustralica, 1374 nucleotides. RefSeq lists its product as uncharacterized. The coding region runs from base 1 to 1374 and encodes 457 amino acids. Lineage: Eukaryota; Fungi; Ascomycota; Dothideomycetes; Pleosporales; Pleosporaceae. The record is from RefSeq and is a predicted model, not a curated record. The transcript has 3 exons.